Messenger RNA from Necator americanus (New World hookworm), 522 nucleotides. RefSeq lists its product as uncharacterized. The transcript has 5 exons. The coding region runs from base 1 to 522 and encodes 173 amino acids. The record is from RefSeq and is a predicted model, not a curated record. Lineage: Eukaryota; Metazoa; Nematoda; Chromadorea; Rhabditida; Ancylostomatidae.
AUGUAUAAGUGUCAACGAAUGUUCCGAACAACGUUGGUUCCAAAAUUUUCCUGUCGGCAACAUCGGCCUCCAGAACGAACCACAAGACUUCGCAUAUGCACUGAUUGUCUGAUGCUAAAAAGGGCUCUUCUCCAGUGCUUUCUCAUGCUGGUAUGCUCUGAGUUUGUACUCAACAAGAAGUGGCAUCCUUACAAAGGCAGACGAUACGAUUUAACUCUUUUUAUUCGUAAUCACAACGUGACAGACGCCACGUUCUUCCGGCUCGUGGGCGUGGACAACACGGCUGAUUUCAAUGUGUCCGCCGGCAACACAUUUGAACACACUUUUGAGGUCCGGCGGAAAGGCUACUGGACACUUUUUGUCGAAUUCCCUGGAGAUCGAUACGCGAAGUCGCCACGCAAGAUAAUAUCGCGAGAUUCGUACCGGAGAUGGGUGAUGGAAGUGUAUUACUAUCCAGGUGCUGUUGGUUUCAGCGAAUGGCACAAAAUGGGACGGAAGAGGGACUUAAACAAACAAGGCUGA